AAAUUUGUUUUUUUUAAAAAAGAAAAGCGGCAAGAAGAUUAGGAAAGAACUGACUUUGCUAAUUUGAAGCACCAUCUUUCCCAAUUUUCUCUCUCAUCAAAAAAAGCAACUGAGUCAAUUCUUUGAAGAACUCCAGCUUAAUUGAGGUGGGGGCAGUUGCAGAGUUCUGCACACAAAUCAAAAUUAGUGAUGGGAGAUGACAAAUCUACCAUGGGUAAUUCCAGUAGAGAAAGAGAUCGGGAACUCCUCAUUCCAGUUGCUGAUUCUUCCGGCAAUCAUGAUGAUUCUGCUAAACCUAGCCCUUCUGUUUCAUCUUCCCAUACUGGUCGAGAGACUUUUUCUAAAAUAAUCAGAAGUUGGGCUUCAAAGAAGUUUAUGACUGGAUGUGUCAUCCUGUUUCCAAUAGCUGUCACUUUCUACGUAACCUGGUGGUUCAUACAUUUUGUGGAUGGGUUUUUCUCUCCUAUCUAUGCUCAACUUGGAAUUGAUAUUUUUGGCCUGGGAUUCAUAACUUCAAUAGCAUUCAUAUUCUUGGUGGGUGUGUUCAUGUCUUCAUGGUUGGGAGCAUCUGUUUUAGGCCUUGGUGAGUGGUUUAUUAAGAGGAUGCCUUUUGUUCGUCACAUCUACAAUGCCUCAAAGCAAAUUAGUUCCGCAAUAUCACCAGACCAAAACACACAGGCCUUCAAAGAAGUUGCCAUCAUUAGACAUCCGAGAAUUGGAGAAUAUGCUUUUGGGUUCAUCACAUCAUCUGUUACUCUGCAGAAUUAUUCUGGGGAAGAGGAUUUAUGCUGUGUCUAUGUUCCCACCAACCAUCUGUACAUUGGUGAUAUCUUUCUGGUCAACUCAAGGGAUGUAAUCAGACCAAACCUAUCAGUUCGAGAAGGAAUUGAAAUUGUAGUGUCUGGUGGCAUGUCUAUGCCGCAGAUCCUUUCAACAUUGGAUACACAUAUAGGCCAUAUCGACAGAGUAAGAUCCAACAGAAGCUGAGACUGAUGGUAUUGUUUAGGUUAUAGAUUGUCUGUUAAGUAGAUAGUUAACCAGAAAGUCUCAAUGUAUGGGAAAGUACUAUGCAAUGCAAUGCAACCUGUUUAUAUUCAUCUUUCGGAAGACCAAUUAUUAGUGUUAAAUUAUUUUUGAAGUUGUGUUUGGUUUUCUUUUUUUUUUUUUUUUGGGAAUACGAUACGUUAUCUAUUUUUUGUACAAUGUAGAUGUAGAGCGUUGCCAAAACCAGAAGCACGAUGUUACCUGACUAUAGGAUUCUGUUUCUGUUCAAGCUUAACUUCUAUGUUUUCUGUUUGUAUGUUGGUAACUUGCUCAGGCAACACAACAUUGUAACGAUUCUAUUUAGAUUGAUCCUUCCGAAGAUGGUACGCAGUGUA
This is a messenger RNA of Chenopodium quinoa (quinoa), 1379 nucleotides long. Its product is annotated as protein LIKE COV 1-like. NCBI's taxonomy places the organism in Eukaryota, Viridiplantae, Streptophyta, Magnoliopsida, Caryophyllales, Amaranthaceae. Gene Ontology annotation, biological process: stem vascular tissue pattern formation. The transcript is spliced from 7 exons. The coding region runs from base 190 to 987 and encodes 265 amino acids. The record is from RefSeq and is a predicted model, not a curated record. Gene Ontology annotation, cellular component: Golgi apparatus.